UUUUAUUUGUCACAUACACAUGGUUAGCAGAUGUUAAUGAUAAAGAAUAUGUACAUAUGAAUGAGUGAUGGUACAGAGCAGCAUAGGCAAGAUACAGUAGAUGGUAUCGAGUACAGUAUAUACAUAUGAGAUGAGUAUGUAAACGAAGUGGCAUAGUUAAAGUGGCUAGUGAUACAUGUAUUACAUAAGGAUGCAGUCGAUGAUAUAGAGUGCAGUAUAUACGUAUGCAUAUGAGAUGAAUAAUGUAGGGUAAGUAACAUUAUAUAAGGUAGCAUUGUUUAAAGUGGCUAGUGAUAUAUUUACAUCAUUUCCCAGAUGAUGAAUGGGGAUGGAGAAGUGAAACUACUCUCAAAUUCAUAGACAGACCUAUGGAUGCAAGGACUGACCAUCCAUGAUAUCAACAUUAUAGUUUUAACCAUGUUGAGGCUGUAGUGUUUUUUUUACAUUGUUUACAGCAGUUGAACUAAGCUUAUGAGGCAUGUGUUAUAUUCUUCAAGAAUCAAUGGCUAGAAAUAAAUGAUUUAAAAGUCACAAUAUGGAUGUAGCAAUUGCUGAUUUCCCACUUUAACACCAAACAUCAGAUCUGCAGAGUUUGUGCUUGUGUUUUUAAGACAGUACUUACUAGUGGUAAUCAGGAAACAGUUUCUCAAAACCAUUUUAUGGCUAAAUUCAACGUUAGAACCAUCGGACACCUUAAGAUGCAUUUGGGAAACCGGGACACAGAUACCCAGGUUCCUCCUCUUCUUCCCCCUCCUUUUUUCGAUGUGAGUCAUCUCCCCUCCUCCUCUUUCAAUCCAUAAAACUCUUCCUCCUCUUCUUUUACUCUAACAUCCUCCUCCUCUUUCACUCUGAACAUGUAUUCCUCUUCUUUCACAGUAACGGCCUCACCCUCUACUUCUUGUUUUACUGUGAUACCCACCUCUCUUCUCUAUCAGGAGCUUAGUAGCUUAGUGACCGCAUGGUCGGGGAUGUUAGCUUGCUAGGCUAAUGCUAACUUAACCAGACAGCUAGCUGAAUAACAACAACGUAAAUAUUAAAUUGGAUAACUAACUAGAGGACAGAAGUGGGUUUAAAACACAGAUGCUAAUAUACACAAAAUCGUCUAAAGAGCUUUAUUGGUUCGGCUAUUUUGUUGAACAAGCUACCGAGGUGGAUGACUAACUGUUGCUGCUGUUGAGAGAAGCGUUCCGUCCACUAGAUUAUACGUCACACCAGCAGCAUCGCCUUAAAGUCUCACUUCGCCAUCUGCAGACUGGAGUGGGUAACGUAGUUGAGUAAAAUGUAUAUUUAAUUUUCAGACAACAAGUUGAAGUGUAGGAAGCAUGAGUUUUGAAAAUCAUACCUGCUUGCUCCUUUUUGUUUGGUCAACUUUUCGGUAGGGAAGUUAUGUUUGAUUCCGGAGCUACGAGGCAUGCGUCCAAAUCGCUAAUCAAUGACGUCUGAAGCUUCAUUUCAUCGAACAACCACCUGAUUGGUUUGGUUUUGGGCUUGUUCGAUACUGCAGGCGACUGACUUGCAUCAUAAAUAACUACUCAUUAUUAUUUAUAAAUCAGUCAGCCAGUCAUAAUUUACCCACAAUGCAGCAUUGAUUUGACGCUCUCGAACACGGCCAGUGGUUUAGUAAAUGACAUAAAGGCUACGCUGCUACGGUGUGGGAUGUCAUCUAUAAAAAAUGACAAAGGCUAUGCUGCUACGGUGUGGCAUGUCAUCUAUAAUAAUGACAUAAAGGCUAUGCUGCUACGUGCUACGGUGUGGGGUGUCAUCUAUAAUAAUGACAUAAAGGACAGUAUGUUUUAAAUUCUCACUCAAAAUAUGCACUGCUCUAUUUAAACGUCUGAAUAUAAUAUUAUUAUUUAAUGAAAGGAAUGAAAAAUAAACAAACGUAUCUUAACUGCGUUACCCACUCCGUCAGCAGACGGCGAUAUGAGUAUUUCAGGCGUUGCUGCCAGCGUGACGUAUAAUCUAGUGGACGGAACACUGCAACAACAACGAGUCUGCCACCUUGGUAGUCAACAGCCGAAACAUUUAGACUGUUUCUGUGCAUAUUUGCCUCUGUGUUUUAAAUAUACUUCUGACAUAUAGUUAAUUGCCCCAAUUGAAAUGUUACAUGUACAUUGUUAGUCAACUAGCUGGCUUUAUAAGUUAGCCUAGCACUAAACUAGUCGCUCUAGCUAACAUCCCGACUAUGAGCUCACUAAGCUACUCUCCUCCUGCUGAAGAAGAGGUGGUCUGCUGGACGGAGAAAGAAGCUCUGGGGCUGAACGUUGUCGUGAAAGAGGAGAAGGAAGAGGAUGAUGUUACAGUAAAACAAGAGGAGGAAGGGAAAGAGGAGGAUGCAGUUUUUGAAGUGAAUGACGAGAAAGAGGGAGAGAGAACUGUCGUAUUGACAGAGGAGUCAGGAGAUCUGAUUACCACCAGAGAGGGACCAGACUCUCACUCUGACAGCGGGAAGAGUCCUUCAGGGGAACCAGGCCCAGAGACGCCCAAACCAGCAAGACAACACCACUGCUCCCAGUGUGGAAAGAGUUUUAAGGGGUUAAGGAACCUGAAUGUACAUGAGAGAACACAUACAGGAGAAAACCCUUAUGAUUGCUCCCACUGUGGAAAGAGUUUUACCAAGUUAGGGAACCUAAAGGAGCAUGAGAGGACACACACACAAGAGAAAAGCGUUUCCAAUUUUCCCAGUGUGGAAAGAGGUUUACCCAGUUAUGGUACCUGAAACAACAUGAAGAAAUACACACAGAAGAUAGGAAGACCUACCACUGCUCUCAGUGUGAAAAUAUAUUUACUGGGUUAGAGAACCUGAAUAAUACAGAGGGGACACACUGUUCCCACUGUGGAAGGAAUUGUAGGUGGUAUGCGAGCCUAAAGGCCCAUGAGAGAAUACACUCAGCAGAAAAGCCUUACCAAUGUUCCCGGUGUGAAAAGAGUUUCACCCGGUUGGGGAGCAUGAAAAAGCACGAGAGAACACACAGGAGAAAAGCCUUUUCAACAUACUAAGACACAGGAGGAGAAGACAUACCACUGCUCUCAUUGUGAAAAUACAUUUUCCCAGUCAAGAGGACCUGAAAUCACACGAGAGAAGAGUGAGGCUGUGUCUUUGAUUGAGAAAUUGGGUUUUUGUUCAUGCUACAUUAAAUCAUAUUGUACGAAUGAAAUCAUACUGAAAAAUAGGUUUACAUUUUAUUUUCCAGCUCAAAACAUGAUGAUGUCGAAAAUCAGAUUAAAAUAGUGUAAAAAAUAUAUGAUGUUUUGAUUAUGAACUUAAGAUUGAUUGAAUGCAAUUUCUUCAUUCAGAUUGUCAUUGUAAAUGUGAAUUGGUUCUCAAUUGACAUAUCUGAUUAAAUUAAGGUGAAAAAAAGUAAAUGCCAUGUUAUUUUUGGGAAGUCUAUUUGAUUCUAAGUUCGGACAUAUAAAGUGUGUUUGUGAAAACU
This is a messenger RNA of Oncorhynchus keta (chum salmon), 3434 nucleotides long. RefSeq names its product zinc finger protein 436-like. The coding region runs from base 2186 to 2719 and encodes 177 amino acids. The transcript has 2 exons. NCBI's taxonomy places the organism in Eukaryota, Metazoa, Chordata, Actinopteri, Salmoniformes, Salmonidae. Gene Ontology annotation, molecular function: RNA polymerase II cis-regulatory region sequence-specific DNA binding; DNA-binding transcription factor activity, RNA polymerase II-specific. Gene Ontology annotation, biological process: central nervous system development; regulation of transcription by RNA polymerase II. Gene Ontology annotation, cellular component: nucleus. The record is from RefSeq and is a predicted model, not a curated record.